AUGGACAAUCUGUUCGACCUGCUGCAGCUCAUCGAAGAUACGAGGAUCGCGCACAGGGCCCUCGACGAUCGGUUCGACGACGGCAUGUCGCGGACCACGAAGGACGUGGAGUCCCUGACGAGCGCGUGGUGCGUGUUGAUACAGAGCUGCCAGACGGUGGUCAGAUCCGUCGACCGGCGUCUCGACGACGUGGAGGAGGUCGUGGUCGCCCUGUUGGACCCACCCGCCGGAGACGUCGGGACGGACCCGGCGUUGCCGAACGGCGAGGACUUCGAGGACGAUCUACGAGGCCUGUUGGACGCGCAGUCCGCGAACACGCUGCUGCGGCACAGGAUAGAGUCGUGCAACCAGGGGCUGAUCAGGCGCCUCUCCCGGCUGCAAGCAUGCGCGGCGCUCGGUUGGAACUCCCUCGCGAGGCUGUGUCCCUGGGCCCGCCGGUCGACCUACGAUCGAGCGGUGCUGGACAUCACGGACCUCAUGGUGCGCCUGUCGGCGUCGUACGGGCUCCAGCUGCGCCAGAACGCACGCCUGCGGGAGGGGCUGUGUGCCUUGAGCGAGACUCUCGGGGGCGUCCUGACGGCCUUGGAGCUCGCCGCGGUCGGCGAGGAAGACCCGACGACCAGACUAACAACACAGACAGCCCCGGCAAUGGCCGCACGAGACGUCAGGCGCACGCCGGCCGACGUGCUGUUCGCUUCCACGAAUGCGCCCUUCGAGAUCCCAGCGCCCGACGCGCGCAGGGCGCCCCCGUUCGUCCCCGCCAGGGAGCCCACGCUCGAGGAGCAACACGUGUUCGACGUCCUGCGGACCGAGCCGAUCGAGAUCCACUUUGCCUUCUUCUGCAGGGACAACAUCGAGCUGCUGCAGCGGCUGCUGUACGCGAGGGUGUUCCAGAAAUGCGGGUAUCGGAUCGACCGCCAGUACGACGAGCACCUCGUGGCCGCCAUGAUGCGGGUGUUCGAGGAGAACUGCCGGUACUCCCCCUUCGACGUCGCCGAGCAGGUGUCGGAGUUGAACGAGAUCCUCCUCGCUCAACUCGUCCCGAUGGUGGUCACGAACAUCGGCUCGCAGGUCCGUUACCUACGAGACAUGGCGCGGCUCCCGGUGCCCCUCGAGCGGGGGCUGGCCACCAGCACGGUCGGCACGAACCAGUCUCUUCCGCGCCAACCGGGCGUCUGA
Klebsormidium nitens is the source of this 1179-nucleotide messenger RNA. The record is from the annotation of a GenBank genome assembly. NCBI's taxonomy places the organism in Eukaryota, Viridiplantae, Streptophyta, Klebsormidiophyceae, Klebsormidiales, Klebsormidiaceae.